Angiostrongylus costaricensis is the source of this 516-nucleotide messenger RNA. The record is from the annotation of a GenBank genome assembly. NCBI's taxonomy places the organism in Eukaryota, Metazoa, Nematoda, Chromadorea, Rhabditida, Metastrongylidae.
AUGUUACCUGCUACGAUUUCGGCGGCGAUUUGCACUCUUCUAUGUAUGAUGUUGGUCUGCUUUCUAUUCAUGUACAAUUUGUUCACCGUUGUUGUGGCAAGCUUAUCGAUCCUCUCGAUUUGCAUAGGUGUUUUUGGCAUUCUCUCACUUUGGGGUAUUGAUCUGGAUCCAAUAUCAAUGGCAACAACUAUUAUGUCGAUCGGAUUCAGUGUUGAUUUUCCUGCUCAUAUCACCUUUCACUACUUCAGAGAAGGUCUUGAAGAUCCUCAAUCAAAGGCAGCCAGCCGCCUUGCCAAGUCGUUAUCGGCAAUCGGAUUUCCCCUUCUGCAAUGCGGAUUCUCAACGAUUAUCUUUGUACUUUGCCUGUUAUUCGUGAAAACCUACAUGAGCGAGGUAUUCGUGAAAACAAUGGUUCUUGUCGUGACACUGGGAUUAAUCCAUGGUUUGAUACUAGUUCCUGCUUUUCUUUGUGCAUUGACAUCCAUCUAUGACACAUUUUUCAAGAACAGUGUUUAG